Molecule: messenger RNA, 513 nt
Organism: Ustilaginoidea virens
Lineage: Eukaryota; Fungi; Ascomycota; Sordariomycetes; Hypocreales; Clavicipitaceae
Exons: 3
Coding region: 1-513 (170 amino acids)
Molecular function (GO): cyanate hydratase activity; DNA binding
Source: RefSeq, a predicted model, not a curated record
AUGCCCCAGCAGCAGCAGCAGCAGCAGCAGCAGCAGCUAGCGUCCAUCGGCGCCACCGUCGAGGAUACGGUCCCCGUCUUCAGCACUCUCCUCUUCGAGGCCAAGACGGCCAAGAACCUGACGUUUGCCCAAAUCGCCCAGCACCUCGGUCGCAGCGAGGUCGCGUGCGCCGCCCUGUUCUACGGCCAAGCCCGGGCGUCCCCCGAGGAUGUCGACAAGCUGAGCUCCUUGCUCGGGGUCCCCGUCGCCGAGCUAGCCGAGCAGCUGACGGCCUUCCCCAACCGGGGCACCUCGGUGCCAAUGCCCCCGACCGAGCCUCUGAUUUACCGUCUGUACGAGGUUGUUCAGAACUACGGCUACGCGUACAAGGCCGUCAUGAACGAGAAGUUUGGUGACGGCAUCAUGAGCGGCGUCUGCUUCAAGACGGACGUGGACAAGGAAGUUGACGAGACGGGUGCGGCUUGGGCCGUCAUCACCAUGAAGGGCAAGUGGCUGCCCUUUGCUCGAUUUUAA